CUACUCUGUACUACUUGGGUACCAACACACACUAUUAUCUUUCUGAUGGCACUUUGGCAUUUUCUCCUCCUGGUUUUCAUCUCUUUAUCAAGAGGUGAUGCUAGGGUUAUUACCUUGAAAAACAGAUGCAACACCACUAUAUGGCCUGGAUUUCGAGCCACAACAUUUGUGUCGAGCCAUUCUGAAGAAUGGGCCGGUGGUUUCGAGCUAAAACCUGGAGCAUCAGCAAAUCUUCAAACACCAGUUAUAUGGAUAGGCUAUAUCUGGGCUCGUUAUGGUUGCUCAUUUAAUCCCUCCGGCCACGGAUUUUGCUUCUCCGGUGACUGUGGUGGCGAACUCGCAUGUAGCAAGGAAAACUCACCAGUAGAACCAGCCACAUUUGCAAGACUUAACAUGAAUGAUAUAACUGGAGAUGAUACAUAUAAACUUGACGUCAUUAAUGGGUUCAACUUGCCAAUUUCUAUAGUGCCAAAUGGCCCUGAUUCAAGUCUAUGUGAAACUAUAGAAUGUGUUCCACAAGACUUGAGCAAUACUUGCCCUAGGGAGCUUCAAGUGAGAAACGAGGGACACAUUGUGGCUUGUAGAAGUGGUUGCCUUGCAUUCCAUAAGCCUGAACUUUGUUGCAUUGGUGAAUAUGCCAAUAAGCGGGUUUGUAAUCACACAAAAUACUCCAUCGCCUUCAAGAAUACUUGUCCCAUAGCUGAUACUCAUCCUAAUGAAAGAUUUGUUUACACUGUAUGCGAUACGUCGCCUAAUUACUUGAUUAUUUUCUGUUGAAAAUUUCAUGUUAAUGAUAUUUUCAUAUGGAAAUUACUCGUAUAUGAAUUAGGAUGAAUAAAAAGUAUGCGGCGUGUAUGCACCUUUGCUCCAGGCAUGGAGCCCCUUGGAAAACAAACCUGUUAGUGCUUUGGAGUUGGGAGUGGCUUCUAAUAAGCCU
This is a messenger RNA of Hevea brasiliensis (rubber tree), 937 nucleotides long. Its product is annotated as pathogenesis-related thaumatin-like protein 3.5. Bases 46 to 777 code for a protein of 243 amino acids. Lineage: Eukaryota; Viridiplantae; Streptophyta; Magnoliopsida; Malpighiales; Euphorbiaceae. Gene Ontology annotation, cellular component: extracellular region. The transcript has 2 exons. The record is from RefSeq and is a predicted model, not a curated record. Gene Ontology annotation, biological process: defense response.